AUGUGUAUGAUGGCGUCGGCCGUGAGUGGGAGGGAGGCACCUGCGUACCAAUCUCAAUCCUCUUGGAAUACAAGAAGCUGGCAGGAGUUGCCCAGCCUCGACGCAAGAACGAGACGACGGUACGAUCACAGCCUCCUCCGUUGCCUUACCCCCUUUUCCGACUGGUGUCUGUUACAUUUUGCCAUCGGUUGUUUCCCUCAUUCCCGGUACCAACCCUCAUGGCAUGAGACGGGGCUUUUGCUCAGGUCACAUUUCUCCAUAAAAGACAGUCGUGCUGGCAGUCUUAUUCCCUGGAUGCCAUCAGCGUGUGCUCCCAUCGACUUGCAGCCGCCUGCACUGCGACCAUCAUUUCGUUUCGUUUCCCAUUCAAGACUCACUACUGCACGCACACUUUAA
Molecule: messenger RNA, 396 nt
Organism: Colletotrichum orchidophilum
Lineage: Eukaryota; Fungi; Ascomycota; Sordariomycetes; Glomerellales; Glomerellaceae
Exons: 1
Coding region: 1-396 (131 amino acids)
Source: RefSeq, a predicted model, not a curated record